Adineta steineri is the source of this 636-nucleotide messenger RNA. The record is from the annotation of a GenBank genome assembly. NCBI's taxonomy places the organism in Eukaryota, Metazoa, Rotifera, Eurotatoria, Adinetida, Adinetidae.
GAUAAACUUGAUAAAGAAAAAAUUCGAGAAAUAUUUGGUCGUUUAAAUGGUAAAAUAACAGUUCAAGCAAAUGAAUUAAGAGCACAAGAAGUUAAAUUAAAGACUUAUGAAAAAGAACUGACACGAAAACAAGAAUUACGUAUUCAAUAUGAUCAAUUAGUUCAUAAAAGUCAAUCACUUGAAAAAGAAAUAAGAAUAACAAAAGAACGAGUAGAUCGAGCAGAUACACUUGAAGAUACAAUGCGGUAUCAAGAACGUGUUAUUGAAAAACUUCAAGCAAUGAUUAGUAAUUAUAUGAGACAAAAACGUUCAGAUGGAACAAUUAAUGAUAUUGAUCGAACUUUAUUAACUGAACACGCUGCACUUGGUGUAGAAACAAAAAGAUUUCGAUACCAAGGAGCACAACAGGGACAAUCUACUGUAUUGGUCAAUAAUAGUCAGCAAGAUCUUGUAACACAAACUCAAGCUCGUCAAAUAGAACUUGAACAACAAAAUUUAGCAUUUCAGAAAGAAUUAGAUGAUUUAGGUGUUGAAUUUGAUGAAAAAGCUGAAUUAUGGAAAAGAGAGAAAGCUGAACUUCUUAAUCAUAUUGAUAGUAUCGAUAAACCAGAGCAUGCGGAUCCGGAUGCACAAUGA